AUGGCCGACGGAACACCGCAAUGGGCAGUGCCUCCUGAGCAGCAGCAACACAGACAGCAGCAAGCUCAGCAGCGUCCUGACUAUGCUGCGCAACGCCCUCCAGCGGCACAAGCAGCACCAACUGCACCUCCGCAAGCCCCACCUUCGGGUGGAGCAGCUGUGGUGAGCCCACCGCCGUCCGCUGGUGCUCCGAAAGUCAAUAAAUUCAACCGCAUUGCCCAAAUGGAAGAGAAAGUCUUGGUGACGCGAACUCGAGAUGAAGAAACAGAAGAUGGUCGCUUAGUCAACAAAGAAGCGAUGACCAAGAUCCGCGAUGCCUGGGUGUACAAGCGAGUCCGUUCUCGUGUCAGGGAAUUUACGUCUUAUAGACAGGCACUUUGCUUUGUCGGCACUUGGAACGUGAACGCGAAGGGAAAAGAAGAGAGUCUCGACGAAUGGAUUUGUGCUGAUUGGGGGCAGAAUGGACAAUAUGCUCCCGAUGUUGUAGCGGUUGGAUUUCAGGAAAUUGUGGAUUUGAAUGCUGUCAAUGUGGCGGUUGACAACAAGACUCAGCAACGAUCUCAAUUCUGGGUCGAGCGUCUGAAUGCUACCUUGAACUCACCAUCUCGGACUCAAAAUGAUCCAAACCGAGGGUACAUCCUGAUGAUGCAGCGCAGUAUGGUUGGAUUGCUGAUCUGCUUGUUUGUCAAAAAUCCCCACAGACAACGGGUCAAAGCUGUAUCAGCCGACUCAGUCGGAGUUGGAGUCAUGGGAAUGAUGGGAAACAAAGGCGGUGUCGCCAUUCGUUUGAACUUUUACGAUUCCACCCUGUGCUUUGUUUGUGCACACAUGGCGGCCCAUCGCGAAAAUGUGGUGGGCCGAAAUGCCGAUUUCAUGAAUGUUUUGAGCAAGGCUACCUUUGAUGUUGGUGAACAAACCGUGCGGGAAAAUAUUCGAAAUGGCAGUCUUAGCCAGUGGGCCUUAGGAUCGGGUUCGCUAGGAAUUGCAGAUCACGAUAUGGUCUUUUGGCUGGGAGAUUUGAAUUAUCGGAUUGAUGAAUCGUUGCCAACUGAGACGGUCUUGUUGCUGGCCGAGAGAGGUGCAAUUGACAAACUCCGAACCUUGGAUCAGCUGAAUAUCGAACGAAGUGAAGGUCGUGUUUUUGAAGGAUUCGAAGAAGGAAUCCUCAGCUUUGUUCCAACGUACAAGUACCAGCCAGGGACGGACAAAUUUGAGCAAAGGCCAGAGAAGAAGUUGCGAGCCCCUGCUUGGUGUGACCGAAUCCUUUGGUCGGCACAGGAGCCUGCCUAUGUGCAACAACUGACGUACAAGCGUAGUGAACGCCCAAAUUGUUCCGAUCACAAGCCGGUAUAUUCGACCUUGCGAUUUACUGUCAAGGAUGUCAAUGCCCAAAGGCGAGAAAGCAUAUAUAAGGAGCUCUUCGCGCUUCUCGAACGCUACGAUAACCGAUCGCUUCCUGCCAUUUCCUUGGACAAGAGCGAAUUGAACUUUGGCGAAGUUAGAUACAAUCAAUCUGUGACAUUGUCUCUACGUAUUGCAAACACUGGUCCCUCAUGUGCCAGCUACAGGUUUGUUCCCAAGAUUGACGAGAGCACUUUGUCCAAGUCAUGGAUGUCCGUCUUUCCAACCUAUGGCAUGCUCGUCCCUGGGGAGCAACCUGGAGUUGUCACUGUGACCGUGACUAUCGACAAUAAUACUGCAAAACUCCUCAAUGCUGGAAGAGAAGUUCUUAAGGACACGCUGAUUCUCCGACUAGAAAAUGGCCGAGAGUACUAUGUUUCAAUCAAGGGUACCUUUGCUAGAUCCUGCUUUGGCAUGAGUCUUGAUCAAUUGGUGCUCUACAAAGACCCUAUUCAUACUAUUGCAUUGGAUGCUAUCCAACGUGCUGAACAAUUUCCUAACGAAAAUGAAGUCAGUCCAUCCAAUGCUUUGUGCAUACCAAAAGAGCUUUGGCGGCUUGUCGAUGCAAUGUACGAGAAAGGCUUAUCAACGCCAGAUCUUUUCACCAAUCAUGGUAAUCCAGAAGAAGUGGUGAUUAUACGCGAAGCUUUGGAUUCAGGUUCUGCCUUUGGCGUUUUCUCUAUCCAUUCUUACGCUGAAGCAUUCACAUCUUUCUUGACAUCGUUGUCAGCUCCCGUCAUUCCAACGACAGUAUUUCCGAACACCGAAAUCAACGCAGAAAAUAUUCAAGCAAUGACGAGAAGGCUGCUGGAAGAAUUGCCUCCCAUCCACUACAACGUCUUGGUCUACAUUAUAUCAUUCUUCCGUGAAGUUCUUUUGCAUAGUGAGAAGAACCAUCUGACAGCCGCAAAACUUGCCCAUAUUUGUUUGAAGCACUGUGCUCCGGCUGAUGUUGUCAUGGAUUCUGCCAUGAUGCAACGACGAGCUGGUAUGAGCCUAAUUUUGAUCCAUUUGCUAGUUACAAGUUCAAUCUAA
Cylindrotheca closterium is the source of this 2436-nucleotide messenger RNA. NCBI's taxonomy places the organism in Eukaryota, Bacillariophyta, Bacillariophyceae, Bacillariales, Bacillariaceae. The record is from the annotation of a GenBank genome assembly.